AUGUCUGCAGGUCUUAAUCAAACUACCACAAAGACUGGACAAUCUACGACGUCGUUAGAUCUUUAUCAAACUGCUGCAAUGACAGAAGAAACUACGGCGUCAUCAGGUAUCAUUCAAAUUACCACAAUGACAGGACAAACAACGACGUCACCAAGCCUCAAUAAAACUAACGCAAUGACGGGACAAACUACGACGUCAACAGGUCUUAAUCAAACUACCGCAAUGACGGGACAAACUACUACGGCUUCUGGUCUCAAUCAAACUACCACAAUGUCGGGUCAAUCUACGACGUCAUCAGAUCUUAAUCCAACUACCACAAUGACGGAUCAAACCAAUUCUUCACUAGGUCUUUAUCAAACUACCAUAAUAACGGGGAAAACUACCACGUCACAAGUUCUUAAUCAAACUACACUACUGACUGGACAAACUACGACAUCAUCAAGUCUAAAUCAGACCACAGAAAUGACGGGACAAACUACGACGUCAUCAGGUCGCAAUCAAACUACCACAAUGACGGGACAAACUACGACGUCACCAGGUCGCAAUCAAACUACCACAAUUACGGGACAAACUCCGACCUCACCAGGUCUGAAUCAAACUCCAGCAAUGACGGGACAAACUAGGACGUCAUCAGGUUUCAAUCAAACAACCGCAAUGACUGGACAAACUACGACGACACCAGGUUUAAGUCAACCUACUACAAUGGUCAAUCAAACUACGACGUCAAGCCAACCUCAGACGCAAACGAUGACUUCAAAAACACCGAACAAUCAGCGGGAGAUCAUGAAUGAUAAUACUGACGUCACCGAUGGUCCCAGUGUGACCACCAUGGCUGGAAUUGUAAUAGGGUGCGUACUUGUCCUGCUCAUUUUAGUGAUUGUAGCUGCCGUGAUACGUAAGAAUGUAAGGCAGAUGAAUCGAAUAGGGAGUAACACGGAUUUAAUUGAUCCCGCAGAACUCUACACCCUCUACAAAACACCACCGGAAACUGCCGCAAAGCCUAAGUUUGUGUUUAGAUAA
Molecule: messenger RNA, 1020 nt
Organism: Mizuhopecten yessoensis (Yesso scallop)
Lineage: Eukaryota; Metazoa; Mollusca; Bivalvia; Pectinida; Pectinidae
Product: mucin-5AC-like
Exons: 1
Coding region: 1-1020 (339 amino acids)
Source: RefSeq, a predicted model, not a curated record